AUGCAAUUUUUGUUCAAUAUCCUUAUCCGAGUUCACGCUCGAUCGCACCCAGAUACAACAGACAAUUAUUCUGAUUCAACAUUUAACUUUGACUAUCAGACAGUUUGUAAUGGCACUCUCCAAGAUCAAGUUACUCAAUCCAAGUUAUCUGGAUCCGAAAGCGAUGCAUUUGUUCAAGGAAGCAAGCAUACCAAUGGCUUAUCACAUAAAUCUUGUCAUUCUCAUAAUCUUUGUAGACGUCACAGCAGUCGUGUCAACCGACAGCAAUCUCACCAGUUUAGCAGAAUACCCUCAAAUGAUGAAACCAAUGAAUUUUUACCAGUCAGCUCUUAUUCAAACGAAGAAUAUACCACAGAUAUAGAUAACUCUGAUUUGAAUUUAGCUCAUCUACUUUCAUUUGCAAACCAACAUACUGACAAAUUGUCGUGUUCAAGUAAAUCAAUUACCCCCUUCAGCUAUCUGCAGUCUAUUCCACUUAUUGAACCACAAUGGAAGCAAUUAAUUACUAAUGAUCUACUUGUACUAAAUUGUCUAACUCGAUCAGAAAUUUUAAUAUCAUCAAGCAGUUCACUGGAAUUUACUACACUUGUGGCCGAUUUGGGUUUAUGCUUGGAUUUGAGACAUUUUAUUUUUGUAGACCAAGAUUCAUGA
Messenger RNA from Schistosoma curassoni, 651 nucleotides. The record is from the annotation of a GenBank genome assembly. NCBI's taxonomy places the organism in Eukaryota, Metazoa, Platyhelminthes, Trematoda, Strigeidida, Schistosomatidae.